GGCCUGUCGGGCUGCCCGGGGUCGGAGGAGCGGGCGGCGCCGCCUCUUCCCGGUCUUGGGCCCGGGCACCUGCCUGCGGGCGACGGCGCGCUCGCCUGGCCAUGUCGGAGCCUCUGCCCGCGUUCCUCGACCGGCUGCGGGCGCCCUGGCUGGGCACUGGGUCCCCGCCUCUGCUGGGGCUCAAUGCCGCCGCCUCUCCUAAGAGUUUUCUUGGAGGUUUUUUUGGUCCCAUUUGUGAGAUCGAUGUUGUCCUUAAUGAUGGGGAAACCAGAAAAAUGGCAGAAAUGAAAACUGAAGAUGGUAAAGUAGAAAAACACUAUCUCUUCUAUGAUGGAGAAUCUGUUUCAGGAAAGGUAAACCUAGCCUUUAAACAACCUGGAAAGAGGCUAGAGCACCAAGGAAUUAGAAUUGAAUUUGUAGGUCAAAUUGAACUUUUCAAUGACAAAAGUAAUACUCACGAAUUUGUAAACCUAGUGAAAGAACUAGCUUUACCUGGAGAACUGACUCAGAGCAGAAGUUAUGAUUUUGAAUUUAUGCAAGUUGAAAAGCCAUAUGAAUCUUACAUCGGUGCCAAUGUCCGCUUGAGGUAUUUUCUUAAGGUGACAAUAGUGCGAAGACUUACAGACAUGGUGAAAGAGUAUGAUCUUAUUGUUCAUCAACUUGCCACCUAUCCUGAUGUUAAUAACUCUAUUAAGAUGGAAGUGGGCAUUGAAGAUUGUCUACAUAUAGAGUUUGAAUAUAACAAAUCAAAGUAUCAUUUAAAGGAUGUGAUUGUUGGAAAAAUUUACUUUUUAUUAGUAAGAAUAAAAAUACAACACAUGGAGUUACAACUGAUCAAAAAAGAGAUCACAGGAAUUGGACCCAGUACCACAACAGAAACAGAAACAAUUGCCAAAUACGAAAUAAUGGAUGGUGCACCAGUUAAAGGUGAAUCCAUUCCAAUAAGACUGUUAGCAGGAUAUGACCCAACUCCAACAAUGAGAGAUGUGAACAAAAAAUUUUCAGUAAGGUAUUUUUUGAAUCUAGUGCUUGUUGAUGAGGAAGACAGAAGGUACUUCAAACAACAGGAGAUUAUUUUGUGGAGAAAAGCUCCUGAAAAACUGAGGAAACAGAGAACAAACUUUCACCAGCGAUUUGAAUCUCCAGACUCACAGGCAUCUGCUGAACAGCCUGAAAUGUGAACUGAAUAGGAGAAAAUAAGAAAAAACAAAAAACUGUAAUCUUUGAGAUUAAGUUCAGCAGGUUAAAGAUGAUUGCAGCGUGUAGGGGGCAGGGGGAAGGCCAAAAUUCCAUAUAUAAUAGUCUUCCUUUAUCUUACAGUGCUGCAUUUAUUUUAUAGUAUAAAUGUUCUUCAUGUAUAUACAUUUUAAAAAGUGCUUUCUUUGAAACACUGGAGAUUUCUUAA
Messenger RNA from Castor canadensis (American beaver), 1405 nucleotides. Lineage: Eukaryota; Metazoa; Chordata; Mammalia; Rodentia; Castoridae. The record is from RefSeq and is a predicted model, not a curated record.